Messenger RNA from Cuscuta campestris, 2219 nucleotides. The record is from the annotation of a GenBank genome assembly. Lineage: Eukaryota; Viridiplantae; Streptophyta; Magnoliopsida; Solanales; Convolvulaceae.
UUUCAUUGUGAGGUUUUGACUUACCAUGAUUCAGUUGUUUUAUUCAGGCAGGAGAAGAGAAGCUUGUACUGGACAUUGGACGAAAAGCCCUGCAACAUCCGGACUCAAAGCACUAUACUCAUGAUUUACUUUUGUCCAUGGCACUAGCUGAGUGUGCUAUUGCAAAAUUUGGCUUUGAGAAGAACAAUAUUUCACAAGGUUUUGAAGCUCUUGCUCGUGCUCAGUGCUUACUUAGGAGCCAAACUUCUCUUGAGAAGAUGGCAUUGCUGUCACAGAUUGAGGAGUCCCUGGAAGAACUUGCACCAGCUUGCACUUUGGAAUUGUUGGGGAUGCCUCCCAGACCUGAAAAUGCUGAGCGAAGAUUGGGAGCCAUUUCUGCUUUGCGUGAAUUACUUAGGCAGGGUCUGGAUGUAGAAUCUCCGUGCCAAGUUCAAGAUUGGCCUUGCUUUUUGAAUCAGGCUUUCAGUAGGCUCAUGGCAUAUGAGAUAGUUGAACUCCUCCAAUGGGAUAAAUUGGCGCUUAUAAGGAAGAACAAAAAGUCGCUUGAGUCACAAAACCAAAGAGUUGUAAUUGACUUCAAUGGUUUCUAUGUGAUUCUGACGGCUCAUAUUGCUCUUGGCUUUUCCAGCAAGCAAACAGAUUUGAUUAACCGCGCAAAAAUCAUUUGCGAGUGUUUAAUGACAUCAGAGGGUGUAAAUUUAAAAUUUGAGGAAGCCUUUUGCUUGUUCCUUCUUGGGCAGGCUGAUGAGGCAAGUGCUGCAGAAAGACUUCGACAACGUGAGCCGAACUCUAAUGCAGGAUCAGUUGAAAUAAUAAACCCGAUUAAGGAAAUGUCCAGUACUUCUAGUGAAAACAAAUCAAUGGAAAUAUGGCUCAAGGAUGCUGUGCUCAGUCUGUUUCCAGAUACACAAGAUUGUUCCCCAUCUUUGGCAAACUUCUUUCGCAGUGAAAAACGAAAUAUUUUAUUUAAGGAAAACAAAAGGAUGCCACAGACUUCGUCUCAUAUGAACCACCGACCAAUUGCACCUGACUAUUUGCAUGACCGGAGAGCUUUUGGUGAAACUGUUCCAUUUGCUGCUGACAGCUCAAAACAUCUUGGGCCAGCUGUUAAACAAUUGGCUGUUCCAAAUUUACAAGGUCCAGUGGUAGUCGACAAGGUCAGUGGUGGUCCUAAUUGUGGACCAUCCAUACCCCUGAAAAGGAAUUUGGGUGCACAACAACAUGUAACUCUAAGUAAUGCAAUUGGGAAGAUAAUUGCUGUCACUUCUUUUGGAUGGAUCCUGUUUUUAUCCUUAAAGAUAAUGAACAUGCUAUCCUGGAGGAUUGGAAACAAAACUAGAUUGAGGCUAAACUCACCUAGUAUGACAAGCUCUACUUCCUGGAUUGGAGAUGGUUCUCAAGAUCUAAGAUCCAGACAUGCUAAAAUUAGUAUUGUCCCUAAAGAAUUGAGGAAGCUGCUCUCAAAUUUUUUGUCACAGGUCAAGCCACACCAAGAAGAUCUAUGCAUGGAAAAUCGUUGUCAAGCGGCUGGUUUAUCAUCCCCUUCGAAAGUAGCAUACAAGAUGGCAAUGUCUUCUGAAGAAGCCGAGAGCCUGGUUAAGAAAUGGCAAAAUAUUAAAGCAGAAGCUCUUGGGCCUGAUCAUCAGGUUGAUCUCCUCUCUGAAGUUCUUGAUGAGGCGAUGCUUGUUCAGUGGCAAGUUUUGGCUGAUUCUGCAAAAAAGAAGUCAUGCUUUUGGAGAUUUGUUUUGCUGAAACUUUCAGUUCUACGAGCAGAUAUUUUAACUGACGAGACUGGAAAAGAGAUUGCAGAGAUAGAGGCUCUCCUUGAAGAGGCAGCAGAACUCGUGGACGAAUCCUCCAUAACAAACCCCAACUACUACAGUUCUUACAAAAUCCGUUACAUCCUGAAGAGACAAGAUAACGGUGGUUGGAAGUUUUGUGAGGUCAAUAUCGAGACUCCAUGAUUUUCAACAAAGCAGCAAAAUAUAGCACACUCUUCCUGCUGCAUAACCAUAUACCAUGAGAUUGUAUAAUCUAACACCAAAAGAUCGACAUCAACCCGAGCAUCCAUCAAGCCAAAGGUAUUGUAAUUAGCUUUUCCAUUUCGCAUUCUUUUGGGGACCGAUUAGAGUGAUCAUAGAUAGCAUCAUUAGAGUUACUUGCCUCCUUUAUACUCCCACUCGUCUAACAUGGUCCUCUAAUGAAAGGUUUUGGCUGUG